This is a messenger RNA of Pecten maximus, 1251 nucleotides long. RefSeq lists its product as uncharacterized. The coding region runs from base 247 to 579 and encodes 110 amino acids. The record is from RefSeq and is a predicted model, not a curated record. The transcript is spliced from 3 exons. Lineage: Eukaryota; Metazoa; Mollusca; Bivalvia; Pectinida; Pectinidae.
UUGAUCUAUCGAUAGGUCUAAUACACACGUUAGGCUGAUCCAACUUUGUCGCUAAACAAAACAAAACACGAAAAUCGCAUUAUAGAUAUAGGACGUAUCCUGGGUACAGGAUUCAGAUCGUCGUCAGUAUACUGAUUAGUAAGUAAUGAUGUAGACAGAGAAGUACAUACUUGAAUUUGAGCACCAGGAAUUCUCCAUUGGGAUUUAUACAACAUUUAAAACGUGUUGCCAGUUUUGGAAGAAGUCAUGUCGGUAAUACGAUCUUCAGUGCGGACCCCUCAUCCGAAGAUGCCUUGGGGCACGAUCAUUAAGCCCGAGUUUGAGAUGGGCCACCAGAAAAUGACUGGCUACGAGAUUGAUCAGACGGUAGAAAGAUUAUAUAAAGUACAGGCAGUGAAAGAGAGGGUUUACGAAAGGCCGGGCCCUAAACUUCCUCCAGAGGAGGCAAACGAAAUCUUUACAAGACUAAGUACUGUGCCAGAGCGUACCCAAGUCCCAGAUAGCGAUCGUCGGGUUAUUAAAUCAAUGAACUCUUCAAUGGGCGUAGUCAGUUCUUAUGCAUGGAAGGGCUACAACUGACCUGCGCUGUAUUACUGAACAACGCAUUAUCUGCCAUACGAAAUGUCAUCAGGACAGUGCCAUCCCGUCAAAGUAACAGAGGAAGUUAUUUUGAUACCGUUCUUCUUAACAUGUCGUGUUCAAUCUCAAAAUUCAUAAUUUACGAUUAUGCAGCCGACUGCCGAAGGUUGUCUACAAUUUAACGUCAACGAUCUGUUAGGGAUCUUUGAAUAAUUUAAACCAAAUGAAAUUGAUACUGGUUGUGUGUAUGAUGAUAAAUAUUGUUUGAUAACCAAAUGACUUAAUCUUUACUUGGGCAGGCUUUUACUGCUAAAGGAAAGGACAUCCGACUGAGCUUUUGUUGGUGAUUUGGAAAACAUUGAUAUGAUGUAUAUUUAAUAUAUGCUAGCCUGUGUGUAAUGCUUCCAAUGUGACAGGUACGUUUUAUGGAUUAAAAUAUGUCAGGACUUGAAAUGGUCUAAAAUUUGAAUGGUACAUUUGUGUUGUACAACAUAUUAGCUCACUAUUGAUGCCAAAUAUUACUUGAUUUGUAGUCGAACAAGGAAUUAAAAUCAAUAUUUGUAUCAAACAUUUUUAAAACUGUCUUGUCUUCUUCAAUUGACUUUUUAGAAUACUAUUUCCACGAAUGACUUCGCGUAUUUAAAAGAAACCAAAACUGCCUACCAAUAUCAG